ACCUACGCUUCCUGCUUUGUGCCGAAAUCCGAAUGGUUCCCUUAUCCAUACCUUCACCUACUCCUUCGCCCCCGCCUUCAUCUUCACUUAGGCCGCCGCUAUUCCCAAGGAGCCGGUCAGCACCUGAGAUUACACCUUCGAGACGCCCCACCGGUCCUGAAGUACGGCCGAGCAGCAUGUCCUCGGCAUUUGAUACUUUCGUGUCCUACCUGCGCAUACCAUUGCUUGCCUCUUCUGGAGUUGCAGCUCUGCUCAGUGGUCUUUUAUAUUUCAAGCAAAAUGAAAUCAUAUAUCCACGCGCUUUCCCACCAGACGCUCGAACAAACGUACCCAGACCCUCACAAUUCGCCAUCACCGACUAUGAAGAGCUGUUUAUCCCGACGCCAGAUGGCGAGUCACUCAGCGCCUUCUUUAUACGCGCCAACAAGCAACAUGCGCGCAACGUGACAGUCCUCAUGUUCCAUGGUAACGCUGGCAACAUUGGCUACCGACUUCCCAUCGCCAAGAUACUCGAGAGCGAAUUGAGAUGUAAUGUUCUCAUGUUACAAUAUCGCGGCUAUGGUCUAUCGUCUGGCAACCCAAACGAAAAAGGUUUGAUGAUUGAUGCGCAGACCGGCCUGGAUUACAUUCGCCAGCGAUAUGAACUUCGAGACACCAAGGUUGUCGUCUAUGGACAAAGUAUUGGAGGCGCAGUUGCAAUAGGUCUGGCCGCUCGCAACCAAAAGGAGGGUGAUAUUGCUGCCAUCAUCUUGGAGAACACCUUCACAUCGAUUAAAAAACUCAUACCAACUGCUUUCCCUCCAGCUCGUUUUCUAACCCCGCUUUGCCACCAGAUUUGGCCGACUGAAGAGACGAUUCCCAAAAUCACAAGGAUACCCAUUUUGUUUCUCAGUGGUCUGAAGGAUGAGAUAAUUCCGCCGUCUCACAUGACGCGGCUGUUCGAUGUCUGCAAAGCGCCCAAAGUAUGGAGAGAAUUGCCGAAUGGCAGUCACAACGACACAGUUGCAGAGCCCCGCUACUUCCAAUACAUCGAGGAAUUCCUGACCGAGUACGUGGCUCGUUGAGAAGUACGAAUACUAGUGGGCGGAUAUAAUUGCCAAGUACGCCAAAGACGCCCUGGACUAUGUACCAUCUCCGCCCGUGGUCUUGGGUAGUAUGAACCAGGGGGGAGGGGGGGAGCCCGAUAGUCGAAAACAAAAGGCCCGAAAGUGGGCGUUCGAUAGGUCACCGGACCUUUUGUAUUGUUGGACUUGUCCUAUUGGUUCACGUUUGGUCGCAGCGAUAUCUGAUAGUACGUGGUAAGUAGACAGCAUGUCCGAAGCACAUGUCACAGGGACGACGUGAGAAGGCUGUCCGCUCCGGAGCUACCGGCGUGUGCUUUUCAGUCUUUCAGGGACUCGAAACGGGAAUAUAUCUCCUGAAGCCAACAAGUGAAGCGGCGUCCACUCAGAGAGGGCGCCAACACGAGCUCCAACAAUGUAGGCUGUAGCUUGUGUGGCAAAGUGGCACAGUGUAGACCGCCAGGCUUGCGUCGCCCUGCAGCAAGUGCAAAUGCACAGAUGUCGAUGCUACGCAUGACUC
This is a messenger RNA of Pyrenophora tritici-repentis Pt-1C-BFP, 1581 nucleotides long. RefSeq names its product Hydrolase alpha-beta superfamily. The record is from RefSeq and is a predicted model, not a curated record. Gene Ontology annotation, molecular function: palmitoyl-(protein) hydrolase activity. Lineage: Eukaryota; Fungi; Ascomycota; Dothideomycetes; Pleosporales; Pleosporaceae. Gene Ontology annotation, cellular component: membrane.